GCUGUGUAUAUUUGCACAGCAUAAGGGUUGAAUGCAAGGUUAUCUUUACCGCACUACAAAGGACGAACAGCCUCCAAGACAGAGCAGCUGUUUCCGAGCACUCAUAAUAGAAAGUCAACGCUGCUGCAGUUUUGCUAUACAUCAGUGAUACCUUAAUUUCAAACCCAAGAUCUACAGAAUGGAUCUCUCUCAAAAUACAUUUCGGUGAACGGGACCUAAUUUUUAUCAUCGACAUAUGGUGCUAAUUGCACAUCAUAACAGCAUCUUUCCACACAUGUGUAACGAUAUAUAACGCGUUAGAACCGCCACAGCAGCGCGCUCGGACGCGCAUUUUACGCAUAAUGGAGAGCCUGCUGAAAGAAACUAUCUUCUGGCCCUUCAACGACUCCUGGGCCAAUUCAAGCAAGGGAAACGGCAGCAGUGGACUGAACCAAACCGUAAAUCCUCUGAAGCGCAACGAAGAAGUGGCUAAAGUCGAAGUAACCGUCCUCGGGUUGAUUCUGCUGCUGGCGCUCGCCGGCAACCUGUGCGUCCUUGUGGCUAUCCAGGCGAGUAAACACGUUCAGUCGCGGAUGUACUAUUUUAUGAAACACCUGUGCAUUGCCGACCUGGUGGUGGCGGUUUUUCAAGUUCUCCCCCAACUUAUUUGGGACAUCACCUUUCGUUUUUAUGGACCAGACAUUCUGUGCCGCCUGGUGAAGUACCUACAGGUGGUUGGCAUGUUCGCGUCCACUUACAUGCUCGUGCUGAUGUCUAUCGACAGAUGUUUGGCUAUAUGGCAGCCUCUGCGAUCCCUGCGACGUCGAAAGGACCGUUUUUUCGUGCUGGCCUCUUGGAUUAUAAGUCUGCUCUUCAGUUUGCCACAGGUGUACAUCUUCUCCCUCAGAGAGGUGGGCGACGGGGUGUUCGACUGCUGGGGGGAUUUUGUUCAGCCCUGGGGCGCAAAGGCUUACGUUACAUGGAUUAGUCUCACAAUCUAUAUCAUUCCUGUAGCCAUUUUAAGCGUUUGUUAUGGACUUAUAAGCUAUAAAAUAUGGCAAAACUUUAAGCUUAAGACCCGGCGCGACCAGUGCCUGUCGUUGACCCCGCGGCCAGCUAAGGGCACCGCGCUCUCCCGCGUCAGCAGCGUCAAGUUGAUCUCCAAAGCUAAGAUCAGGACGGUGAAAAUGACGUUUGUGAUCGUCCUGGCUUAUAUCAUCUGCUGGACGCCGUUUUUUUUCGUUCAGAUGUGGUCCGCCUGGGAUCCAAUGGCUCCAAGAGAAGCUAUGGCGUUCAUUAUUGCGAUGCUUCUGGCCAGUCUCAACAGCUGCUGUAACCCCUGGAUCUACAUGUUUUUCGCUGGUCAUCUGUUCCAGGAUCUCAUGCAGCGCUGUCUUAUGGCAUCACACUGCGGCUGUAAGAGGCAAUGGAGAUCUAAGAGCCCUUCAGGCAUGGGUGCAAUGAGGAACACCAGCAGCCAGAAGAGUGUGAUGCAGUCCUCUACUACAUGAGAGAAAGUUGAAAUACAUGCAGUUCGUAUUACCGUCAUGGACAGAACAAUAACAUACCAUAAGCUAAGGAAUCAUUUCAUAUGAUUUUUACCAGUGUGGUGCAGAUCUCAGCUACAUUAGCCAUGGAUAAUCUCCGGUCUUCAGCCUAAAAUGUGUAUCUU
Messenger RNA from Sinocyclocheilus rhinocerous, 1651 nucleotides. RefSeq names its product isotocin receptor-like. The coding region runs from base 342 to 1490 and encodes 382 amino acids. The record is from RefSeq and is a predicted model, not a curated record. NCBI's taxonomy places the organism in Eukaryota, Metazoa, Chordata, Actinopteri, Cypriniformes, Cyprinidae. Gene Ontology annotation, cellular component: plasma membrane. Gene Ontology annotation, molecular function: oxytocin receptor activity; vasopressin receptor activity; peptide binding. Gene Ontology annotation, biological process: cellular response to hormone stimulus; regulation of systemic arterial blood pressure by vasopressin; G protein-coupled receptor signaling pathway. The transcript has 4 exons.